Molecule: messenger RNA, 3769 nt
Organism: Candoia aspera
Lineage: Eukaryota; Metazoa; Chordata; Lepidosauria; Squamata; Candoiidae
Gene: ZNF711
Product: zinc finger protein 711
Exons: 9
Coding region: 513-2942 (809 amino acids)
Biological process (GO): regulation of transcription by RNA polymerase II
Cellular component (GO): nucleus
Molecular function (GO): metal ion binding; RNA polymerase II cis-regulatory region sequence-specific DNA binding; DNA-binding transcription factor activity, RNA polymerase II-specific
Source: RefSeq, a predicted model, not a curated record
AGACACAGUCACAGAUGCAAAGGUCCUUUCCAAAAGCCAGCUGGAUGCCUCAGAGCUCAACCACUUUAACUGUGGGGAUGCUGUCUCCCCCAGUUAGGCACUCCAUAUACUUUAUAGUAGUUUGUGCCUUCUUUCAGUUAAUUAUGUUCUCUUGUAGAAUUUUAAUACCUUGAUGUGGAGAGAAGUUUUACCUAUUCUGGCUGUGAACACCACUUACAGAUGUAUAUUCCUAACUGGACUUUUAUGCAUGUUCAGUCAAGAUCUAGGCUAGAAUGAGUCCCCAUGCAUUUUUCUUCCAAAGAAAACAGUAUACCUGCAGUUCAAGAAUUCUUGCUUUGAUUUGAUGAACAAUCCAGUCUUCCAGAAUCUCACGCUUAUUGGUGCAGUCCUGAGCUAUCCUAGAUUAACAGAACUAACAGUCCACACUUCUGCAGAUAACCACAAACACGCAUUGGAAGAUCUGGGAAGAAAUUAGUAUAUACAGCAAGACAGAGUUUUGUGAAUGAGCCUCAAUGAUUAUGGAUCCAGGUGGUGGAAGUCUUGGUUUGCAGACACAGGAAUCCAAAAUGCCUCACACUAUGAUUAUGCAGGAUUUUGUGGCUGGAAUGGCUGGUACUGCUCAUAUUGAUGGAGAUCAUAUUGUUGUGUCAGUCCCUGAAGCUGUACUGGUUUCAGAUGUUGUCACAGAUGAUGGGAUAACACUUGAUCAUGGCUUAGCAGCUGAAGUUGUCCAAGGACCUGAUAUCAUAACUGAAACUGACGUUGUUACCGAAGGAGUGAUUGUUCCUGAAUCUGUAUUGGAAGCAGAUGUUGCCAUUGAAGAAGGAUUAGAUACCAGUGAUCAUGUUUUAACUUCAGACUUAAUAACGGAAACUGUUAGAGUUCCUGAUCAAGUUUUUGUGGCUGAUCUUGUUACGGGUCCUGAUGGACAUUUGGAACAUGUGGUGCAAGAUUCUGUAUCAGGACCUGACUCUCCCACAAUGGUAUCAGAAGAAGUUCUUGUGACGAAUUCAGAUCCCGAAACUGUGAUUCAAGCAGCUGCCGCUGUUCCUGGCUCCACUGUUACUAUCAAGACUGAAGAUGACGAUGAUGGCAAGAGCACGUCUGAAGACUAUUUAAUGAUAUCUUUGGAUGACGUUGGGGAAAAAUUAGACCAUAUCGGAAACACCCCCCUAAAAAUCAGCACUGAGGUUUCCCAUGGUGACGUAUCUAAAGAUGAUGGGUUUGGUUCUGAAGUUAUUAAAGUUUACAUAUUUAAAGCCGAAGCUGAGGAUGAUGUUGAAAUAGGUGGAACAGAGAUUGUAACAGAGAGUGACUUUCAUAAUGGACAUUCUGUAACUGGAGUUCUGGAGCAAGGCAGUGUUGGUAGAGUUCAACGAGAGAAGAUGGUUUAUAUGGCCGUUAAGGAUUCUUCCCAAGAAGAUGAAGAUAUUAGCUGUGCUGAAAUAGCAGAUGAAGUUUACAUGGAGGUAAUUGUUGGUGAAGAGGAAGCCACGUCACUUCCUGAUGCACAGCUCGAAGACUCUGGUGUGAAUAAAACUUUUGUUCCGGUUGCAUGGGCUGCUGCUUAUGGGGAUGAUAGAAGACUUCCCAGGAAAUAUGAAGACUGUCAAACACCAGGAACAAACUUGGAUGCAAGAUUAGAGAACAAGAAUGGUAAUACAACUCAGUAUCUGCAGAUUUGUGAUAGCAUUAAUACAAACAGAUUGCUUAAGCAGAAGACCAAGAAAAGGAGAAGAGGUGAAGCGCGACAGUGGCAGACAGCUGUUAUAAUAGGCCCCGAUGGACAGCCCUUAACAGUCUACCCUUGUCACAUAUGUGGGAAAAAAUUUAAGUCCAGGGGAUUCUUGAAAAGGCAUAUGAAAAACCACCCAGACCACAUGAUUAAGAAGAAGUAUCAGUGCACGGACUGUGACUUUACGACUAACAAGAAAGUCAGCUUCCAUAAUCACCUGGAAAGCCAUAAGCUUAUCAACAAAGGUGACAAAACGCACGAAUUCACAGAGUACACCAGGCGCUACAGAGAGGCGAGCCCACUGAGCUCAAACAAACUGAUCCUGCGGGAUAAGGAACCGAAGUUGCACAAGUGCAAAUAUUGUGACUACGAGACUGCCGAGCAAGGCCUGCUGAACAGGCACCUGCUCGCGGUUCACAGCAAGAACUUUCCCCACGUUUGCGUGGAGUGUGGGAAGGGGUUCCGCCACCCGUCGGAGCUCAAAAAGCACAUGAGGACCCACACGGGGGAGAAGCCUUACCAGUGCCAGCACUGCGUCUUCCGCUGUGCAGACCAGUCCAACCUGAAGACGCACAUCAAAACCAAGCACGGGCCUGACCUGCCCUUCAAAUGCGAACACUGUCCGCAGGCCUUCACGGACGAGAAGGAGCUUCAGCAGCACACAGAGCUCUUCCAGGGGCACAAGACCCACCAGUGCCCGCACUGCGACCACAAGAGCACCAACUCCAGUGACCUGAAGCGGCACGUCAUCUCCGUCCACACGAAAGACUUCCCUCACAAGUGUGAGGUUUGCGAGAAAGGGUUCCACCGCCCGUCGGAGCUUAAGAAGCACAGCGAAACCCACAAAGGUAAGAAGGUGCACCAGUGUCGGCACUGUGAUUUUAAAACUUCAGACCCUUUUGUACUCAGCGGGCACAUCCUCUCAGUCCACACCAAGGACUUGCCUUUUAAGUGCAAGCGCUGCAAGCGGGGGUUUCGGCAGCAGAUGGAGCUGAAGAAGCACAUGAAGGCCCACAGCGGAAGGAAAGUCUACCAGUGCCAGUAUUGCGAGUACAGCACCACGGACGCGUCCGGCUUCAAGCGGCACGUCAUAUCGAUACACACGAAAGACUACCCUCACAGGUGCGAGUACUGCAAAAAGGGCUUCCGGCGGCCCUCCGAGAAGAACCAGCACAUAAUGAGGCACCACAAGGAGGCCCUCGCGUAGCGGCCGGGCCGGGGAAGGCGAUGCGGCAGGCCGGUUGGGGAAGAAAACUCCCGUGGACUGUUUCUCCUGGUUUCAAAGCUUGAUCUUAAGUCAUAACUUUGCAUUCUUUGUAUUAAAAGUCUUAAAAGCGUUAGGGUUGGCUGGGCAUCUCGUACCCCUAUGGUGGUUGCUUAUCAGAACCGAAAGCGCGCGACGAAGGCCGAGAGGUGAAGGGACGCCUGAGAAGCUGCAGGAAGGGUCUCUGAGUGUCUUGCUAGGAAGCGUUACACAUUAUUAAUAAGCUAAAGAAAUAUUAAGGCCAUUUCCGUAAGCCCUUUAUCAAUAACGCCAUUUGUCACCUUAACGAAAACCAGGGACAGAAGUUCUUUCGAAGGGUUUGCGAGAACAAAUACACCAUAUGCAGUUUUGGGCAGUGAAGCAAGAGAGAAGUCAGUCACGCGGUCCUUACAUUUUUUUUAUUUUUUAUUUUUAAUUGCGCUGGGACAGAGUAUUCGAGAACGGGUCGAAUUUUAAGAUCGGUCUUUUUUUGUUUGUUUUGUUUUUAAAUUUUAAAGCAAUCAUAACAUUUCAUAAGUACACCUUGUUUUCCCCACGUGUUUAAAUUUAACAAGCAAUUUCCAAAGUUUUAUUUCAGAGCUGCUAACCUAUUUUUAUUGCAGGAUGUCGUGUUGAAAAUACAGCAUUAUGUUUCUGAGAUCACAGGUUUGGUGCUAGGGACAGAGACACGUAUGUACAUAAUUUCCCCUUUUGCCUGAAACUACAGUUGAAUGUUUCAUAUGGCACAUGACAUGAUUAAAACUUAACUUUUGACCAAGAUUUUUUAAAAA